AAUAUAUGAAUUAUACUUCUCCUUCUUUAUAGCUCCACAGAAAUGGACCAGUCAUGGAGAAUGCGCAUGGGAAUGCCGACGCUUCCACGGCGUCGUUCCAUGGAAGACUCAGUUCCCGAUCCCACGCGCCGCUCCGUCGAAGCUCUAUACCCGGACGAGUUCGACGACGUCUUUGGCGGACCACCACGGACAGUUCUCUCACGCAAAUUCUCCGGCGAGUUUACUAGAUCAUCAUCGGAUUCUUUCUACGAACAGAUUUUCCGUCCGCUGGAGUUUGUUUCCAACGGAAUUGAGAAGAGUACGUGUGGAGUUGGCCGGAGCUUGCCGGCUUUUAGGAUUCCGGCCAAAAACGAAGGGUUUUAUAGUGAUGUUUUUGGUUGGGAAGAUGGACGGAAGUCUAGAGAGAGAUCGAGACCGAAUUCUAAAGCUAAAUCGAAGUCUAAUUCUUCGUCUGUUCUUAGUUCCGAGGAGCUUAGCCCUCACCGGCGUCCUGUUUCCGGCGAUGAUCCGGCAUUGUCUUCUUUUGCUUCCAAGCUCAGUUCUUGCAGGCCAAUCAAUGUGCCAUGUAGAUGGAACUCAACCACAGGGAGACCUAAAGAACACAACAGAAAACAAAAAACACCAUCUUUUCCAAGCAAUGCACCUUCCUACCCUGAAGAUAGUUAUUACAUGGAAAACGAAUACAGUGACAAUUUCAGAAGCUCCUAUGUUAAAGUUUCGCGACAAGUUUCAUCCCCGGAAACAAUUAGUAUCGAACCAAAUUCGUUUCGAAGCAUGAGAGUACCUGCGGAUGAUAUAGAGUUCAAUUCCCCUGCAUCUCCUGCCUCUUCACUUUGUCAAGAACCCGAGGCAAGUGUCAGUGUCCGAUGUAGUACAAUGCAACAAGAAGUAAUGGAAGAGGAUGAAGAUGAAGAUGAAGUUAUGAGUUCUUAUGUUAUUGAGAUCAAUUCUGAUUAUAGAGAAGUUUCCAGUGAAGCAAUUUCGAUCGACGAAGCGAUUGCUUGGGCAAAGGAGAAGUUCCAAUCACAUAGUUUUGAGAGACAGGACAAGAAAGAUGAUUCUGCUGAGUUACAAGUGGACUCACACGGAAGCACACAAUCUCCAAAGGAAGAGGAACUUAAGAAUUGGAGAAGUGAAGAAGAAUCAGAACAAUCAGAAAAAUAUAAAUUACAAACCGAGAUGGAUUUAUUGGAUGAAGAUAUCCGGCUGUGGUCAGCCGGAAAAGAAACCAACAUCCGCUCGCUGCUUUCGACCUUGCAUCAUAUAUUAUGGGACAACAGCGGUUGGUAUGCAGUGCCUCUGACAAGCAUUAUUGAAAGUUCAAAUGUAAAGAAGGCAUAUCAGAAAGCAAGAUUAUGUCUCCAUCCAGACAAAUUGCAACAAAGAGGAGCUACAGUCCCUCAAAAGUUUGUUGCAGAAAAGGCCUUUUCCAUUCUUCAGGAUGCUUGGGCUGCAUUCAUCUCUCAAGAUGUUUUCUUCAACUAGCCGGAAUUCUUGAAGAAUGGAGCAGAUUUUGUACUUGUGAAGAUGAAAUUGUUGUAAAGUUUUUCAGAUUAUAUAUUCCAACAUUUUUUUGUA
This is a messenger RNA of Mercurialis annua (annual mercury), 1578 nucleotides long. RefSeq lists its product as uncharacterized. Bases 43 to 1485 code for a protein of 480 amino acids. Gene Ontology annotation, molecular function: clathrin binding. Gene Ontology annotation, cellular component: cytoplasm; intracellular membrane-bounded organelle; vesicle. NCBI's taxonomy places the organism in Eukaryota, Viridiplantae, Streptophyta, Magnoliopsida, Malpighiales, Euphorbiaceae. Gene Ontology annotation, biological process: clathrin-dependent endocytosis; clathrin coat disassembly. The record is from RefSeq and is a predicted model, not a curated record. The transcript has 6 exons.